GGCCCUUGUAGUGAUUUUGUAUGCAGGCUUCGCCGAGCCGACCACGGCACGGUGGGGGGGCUGCUGGUACCCCUCGAAGGGGAGUGGGUGUAACCUCCAAAAAGCAUCCUCCAUCCGUCGACGCAAGUCCGCACGCCGCGGCCCUUUCGAUUGCGCUCAAACCCACAGACAAACCCGUGGCCCAUUUCCCCCCGAGUUUUUACACCACGGUCGUCAAGGAGUACGCGACCAAGUACCUAGAGCAGAUGCACGCCCUGCCUACACCGGAAAACAUAGCGAUGGUGAUUGCCAACAUGCCCCUGCAAAAGUGCCGAGUGUCAGCUGCGUGGAAGUCCCGCGGGUGCCUGUCGGACGUGCUGACCAUCGACGCUCGUUGGCCUCGGUCAACUCCCGACCCAUCGGAUUCGAUCGACGCCACGGACAUGCCGUUGCCAACUCUAAGCUCCAAAUCGAAGCCCAUAACAAACAUCACAACCAAACAACAUCAUGCCACCAACGACGUCCAUAGCGACUUUGUGGGGCCAGUAUUUGGAACAGACUUGGACAAAAACUACUGCGUCGAACAUGUUCAGUGGUCGUUCAACGAUUUGAAACACCGUUAUGUGUACCCGUUCAACCAAAUCUACAAAGUACCGAUUGGAAAAGACGUCGACGGGUACCCCAAGGCACGAGCCAUCACGUUUUCCCUCGUCCCGGACCGCCGGAUCUACAAACCGUCGCCAUCCGCCCUUGACGAGCUCAUGCUGCCACCCUCGACGCUGACAUUCGACAUCAUUUCUCAGCUCCAAACAACGUUUUUCAACGUUGUUCCAUUUGACAUGGUCGAAAUUCCCGAUCCCAAGGACCAACACCUCCUUCGCCAGCACUUGACAUGCCCCACGACUUUGCAUCUCGUGGGCUUCCUCGCGCAUUACUUGUACUGGACGGUCCUGCGUCCGCUCGCCACGUAUUGCGCAGCUAUUCAAUCCGCAUCCAUGAGCUCCCCCAACCAAGAUCCCCCGCCAUCAGCCGCUACGUCCGCCCCACCCAAACGCCCCCCAUCCCAUCAUCAUCUCCCCCCCGCGUCUCAAGCCCCUCCCCCCGCACCCACACUGACCCCCACCGACAUUGAGCAGCUGCUCGUAUCCACGACAGAAUCAUUCGCCUCGAUCAAAUCGUCGUUGGCCGCCAGCAUUCCCAUCACGACCACACGACCAACGCCACCGCUGCUGCCUCUGUUUGUGUUGUCGCUGCGGGUGACCAUAGACACCAUCUUUCGCACGACGUACCCCAAAUGGAUGGACGAGAACUCGUUGCGUAUCGAGCCGACGCUGCUAGCGCUGAGCCAUGUUGUGGAUCAGUUGUUGGACCCCCACGGGUAUUACGAUCGCAUAGGACCGUUGGAAGCGUCGGCAGAUGCCAUCAACUUUACGAAAACGCAAGCGUUUAAGAUGCAGAAACGAGGGGGGCCGAGGCUCCGCGAGUCUUUCUUUGCCACAUCGACCACCAUGCAGUCCAUCAUGCCCACGCCGUCGUCGGGGGGGCCGCGCCGCCUGCUCCUCGAAGGCGGCGGCGGAAGGUACCAUAGGAACCACCCGCAAAAGCCGUCGACGUCCCCGACGAAGGAAGGCCAGUCAUUUUUAUCCGUGGGAAACCGGCUAAAGCUGCUCAAACUUCGGGAACACAGGGGGUCAUCUGCAUAAGGAACACUGUUACCUGUAAUGGCUAGUAAUACCAGUUGAUUGUAUGUACACCG
Messenger RNA from Aphanomyces astaci, 1735 nucleotides. RefSeq lists its product as hypothetical. NCBI's taxonomy places the organism in Eukaryota, Oomycota, Saprolegniomycetes, Saprolegniales, Verrucalvaceae. The transcript has 5 exons. The coding region runs from base 21 to 1682 and encodes 553 amino acids. The record is from RefSeq and is a predicted model, not a curated record.